AUGCCAUCGGCCGACGCUUCUUCGUCCGCCCGCCCCAACGGGACCAGCUCGCGGUCUGAUCAGCUCGCUUAUUACAAGGCGCAAUAUGAACAGUUAGAAGCCGAACUAGCGGAGUUCCAGGCUUCCAGCCGGGAACUGGAAGCGGAGCUGGAGAAGGAUAUCGAGGCGUCGGAGAAGCGGGAGCGGGUCUUGAAGGAGAAGCUGGAAAACCUGAGAUAUGAGGUCGACGAAUGGAAGUCCAAAUUCAAGCAGUCCAAGUCGGAGGCCAACACGGCCCAGAAUUCGCUGCAGAAGGAAAUCACAACCUUGCGAGACACCAACCGAACUCUGCAGUUGAGACUACGUGAUACGGAAGUUGCGAACGAUGAUUAUGAGCGCCAGGCCCGCCACACCACUUCGUCCCUGGAGGAUAUGGAGCAGAAAUAUAACAUGGCCAUUGAGCGUAGCGUCCUGUUGGAAGACGAGGUGAAGGCCGGAGAAAAAGAGCGCGAGGCUCUCCGCAUUCAGUGCCAGCGUCUUCGGGAUGAACUAUCGGAGCAGAAACUUGACAACGAAAUCCUUCAGGAGAAGCUUCGCCAUGAGCAGUACGGCGGUCGGCGCAAGAAGCCUACGCCUUUGUCCCGCACGUCAUCGUCAACACCGCAGGCUCCCGAGAUCUUCGAUCGCUCCCCAGGCACGUCCGCCGUAUCAUCUCCUCUAUUUGUUCGUACGCCGAUGAAGUCUUCCUUGAUGGGUGUCACUGCGGCUCCUCCAUCGCCACCGAUGUCUGAGACGUCGGUCAGUGUGACCAACAUGAUGGCCAACAUGCGCAAGACUGUUCAUGCUACAGCUGGAUUUCCGCUCCAAAAAGCGUCAGGAUCCGAGUCUCUCAUGGGCUCCCGGUCGAUGUAUGACGCCAGACCCAACAAGUCAUCCCGAUCCCGCACCACUGGCAAUGCAAGCAACAAUACCCGUUCUACCGCGUCCACGGCCACUUCCCGGAUUAGCUUGACGAAGCCCGCAAAUUUCGGCAACUCGAUCAACUCGAUCAAUUCCCCGCGAAGCGAGAAUGAUGACCAAAAGAGCAGUCUGCCCAAAUCGGGUUCGUUGUUCCAGAUUCGGGGGCUCAUUGGCAAGAUGCAGCAGCUGGAAGAAAGAGUCCAGUCAGCCAAAUCCAAGCUGCCUCCUCCGUCUGACUCGCCGUCUCGCGCCUCUUCGCGUUCCGGUUCGAUCUCCGUGAAUGGCGGAAGUCCUGUUGCUUCCACUAUCACUAUGCGCCGAAACUCGCGCAAGAGGUUGAGCGGUAGCAGUUUCAGUUCGUCGAUCCGGGAUAAUGAUGGCACGGCGUCAUCUGUCUCCAACAACCGACCAUCCUUUGGCACGCGCAAUGGAGGCGACAGCCGCCCUAGCAGCCGUACUAGCUACUCCAGCGCCUUCAGCCAAAGUACGCACCCAAGCGUCGCGCCGUCGACACGCCCAGAGAGCCGCCAGAGCCGGACUAAGACUCCUUUAGGACAUUAUUCGACGAACCCUACGACGGAGAGCCGGCGGCCGCGGUCGUCGCUGAGCAACCCGUCGGGGCAGAAUGGCUCGGUGAACGGCAUGUCCAACAUCGAUGAAGAUGAGGACCAAAGCUUAGCGUUCCGCCUGUCCGUUCAAGCCAAGAUUAGCGAAGCUCGCGAGACCCGCUACCCACCAUACUCGACGGCGACUCUGCCGAAAAGACGGACACCUAGCGGCAUCCCGGCGCCACGCACCUUGCGGACCAGCACUGGCGGAGGCAUGACAUCCCCAGAUCCAAAGGCCACCAAGUUUGGCGACCUCGGCGAGACAUUCUAA
Molecule: messenger RNA, 1818 nt
Organism: Aspergillus vadensis CBS 113365
Lineage: Eukaryota; Fungi; Ascomycota; Eurotiomycetes; Eurotiales; Aspergillaceae
Gene: nde1
Product: nuclear distribution protein NudE
Exons: 2
Coding region: 1-1818 (605 amino acids)
Biological process (GO): establishment of mitotic spindle orientation; chromosome segregation; cell migration
Cellular component (GO): kinetochore; kinesin complex; centrosome
Molecular function (GO): microtubule binding
Source: RefSeq, a predicted model, not a curated record